AUGACUAUUCACCCACUGGAGUUUCUCGUAUUUUUUUUAGGAGUGUCAGCAACAACUGGACGUCCAUUUUCACCUCCACUGUCAUACAGGACGACUACUCGCCUCCACCCGCUCAAAACCGAACGAUCCGAGAUUCUUGAGGGAAGGUGUCAUAAAUGCAAGAAGUGGGUCCCCGUCGAAAGUAUCAAAGAUUGCGCGGUGAAGGUCAAGGAACUGUUUUGGUGGAAACAUGCUGCAACCUGCCACCAAGGAUCCCAGGUUCCAGGGGACGAUGACUUCUAUGAACAAGACGAUAUCUCCUGUUGCCUGGAAGAACUCGGCCUCUGA
Suillus paluster is the source of this 327-nucleotide messenger RNA. RefSeq lists its product as uncharacterized. Bases 1 to 327 code for a protein of 108 amino acids. The transcript is spliced from 3 exons. The record is from RefSeq and is a predicted model, not a curated record. Lineage: Eukaryota; Fungi; Basidiomycota; Agaricomycetes; Boletales; Suillaceae.